Molecule: messenger RNA, 6237 nt
Organism: Nerophis lumbriciformis (worm pipefish)
Lineage: Eukaryota; Metazoa; Chordata; Actinopteri; Syngnathiformes; Syngnathidae
Gene: rasl10a
Product: RAS-like, family 10, member A
Molecular function (GO): GTP binding; GTPase activity
Source: RefSeq, a predicted model, not a curated record
CCCAUCCGCAGACGCACGGUGCUGGUCAAUAGGAUGCCAUUACACAAACCCCACGGCCGAGCUCCAGCGUGGAUUACCUUCAAAUCGGAAGGCAUCUGUUGAUGGUCGGUGGGAGAGAUCAUUAGAUCACGUGGGGCGCGUGUCGGCGCCGCGUGAUGGAGACGCAUGACGAUGAAGAAGAAGCCAUGAAGACACGCGGGGCUCCCGCCAAGGAUGCCGUCACGCGCGACGACUCGUUCCCGCCCGGAACUUCUCUGUGAUCCACGAGUGGGAGAUUUGAGCGCGCGUGCGCGUGUCCAUGGUGCUGACCCCGGGCUCCAGGGAUGGUGGAGACGCUGAGUAUCGCCGUCAUCGGUGCUCCCGGAGUGGGCAAAACUUGUAUAAUCCGCCAGUUCAUCUACAACGACUUCUCGGAGGUCUACACGCCGACCCGCAGCAGAUACGUGUACCGACCCUCCGUCAUUCUCAACGGCAGCAUGUACGAGCUGAAGGUGCUGGACGUCCCGCCGAUAUCGUCCUUCCCGUCCAGCUCCAGUCAGGAGUGGCUGGAUUUGCGUUGCAGAGGCGUCCGCAACGCCAACGCCUACAUCCUGGUGUACGACAUCUGCUGCGUGGAGAGCUUUGAAUACGUGAAGAUGAUCAGGCAGCAGAUAGUAGAACACAGGGAAGGCAGCAGCAGCGAAGUGCCCAUCCUGGUGGUGGGCAACAAACGGGAUCUGCAGCGUCAGCGCUUCAUGCCUCGCAGGGCCGUGUCGGUCCUGGUCAAGAAGACCUGGAAGUGCGGCUACGUGGAAUGCUCGGCCAAGUACAACUGGCACGUGGUCCUGCUCUUCAAAGAGCUGCUGGGCAUCGCCGUGGCUCGGGGCCUGCGCCAGAAUCACACCUCUAUCCGUCUGCAGGGGGCGCUGCAGAGGAACCGCUGCACUGUCAUGUAACCCUGGGUCGGGGGGGGGAGGGGCAAAGGACUUCUUCGUGAUCUAAAUGGCUGGAAACAAAAUACCCCGUGGCCUCCUGCUUUACUGAGCUUGAUUUUUUUUCAUAACGAGAUUUAUCCCGAGCUGCGCUGUACACGAUGUCCCUCAUGACCACGAGCCGGUCCCGGCAUUGCAUGGAGGAACCGACCGGAGGGGAAGCAGUUUUUGUGUGAGACUCAAAACGGAGAGGCAGCAAUAUUUGUUGAGUCUUCCUUUGGAUUGCGUCCUAUUCAGCGAGGAGACAACUGAACAAAAAAGAGAUCAUGGCAAGUUGACGUUUCUAGAUCUAGGUCCUUUUUUUCUUUCCUGUCCAUACUGCCCCCAUGAAGAGGUUUCUUUAGACCAGGGCUGUUCAACUGAAUCGUUCUAAGGGCCACUGUUUCAAAAACCUGCUUUCUCCCGUCACUAUUUUGAGAACCAGCAUUCUCUGCAGUGGACAUUUGUUUUUGUGAGCGUUACAAAUUUCGGGGAAAAAAAAAAAUACAAAAGUCCACUGCAGUGGACACUCCGUCUCUUCAGGAUGCGCCGUUUUGUGGACGGUCUUAUUUACGUGUCUCCUCUUCGACAGCGUCUUCUCCCUGUCAUCUUUGUUGUACCGCUGGUUUUUAGCGCUUCCAUAGUGAGUCUAAUGACAGAUAUAAGUUAGAACUGUACACUAUUUUAUAUUAGAAAUGGCAACAGCGAAGAAUGAGUGCCCCACAACAAGAGGAUAGAGAAAAAAAAGGAGCUCAUUGACAACGUCGUCGACACGGACUACAAUGGCGGACGUGCGCAAACUUUUGGGACUUGUGCAGAUCCCAAAUACACAUCAGCAGGUACCAUUAAGUAAAAAAGUUGGUUUUGCAUAAUAAGUCAAGACAAAACGCCAGAUAAUGCCUUCUAAUAGGUGCCAUUUUGGGGUCCUUAUACACACACCAUAACAAUACUCGUAUGUUGAAGCACAGUGCGUCUGACUAUGGUAGUCGUAAUGCUCCAACAAUCCAUCAAGCUGCUUCUUAGUUUACCAAAGUCGUGGUAAAACAUUUUGACGGAUUUUUGAGCGCCGUGUGUAAUGUUCUAUAUUCUCAAUGAAACAGCAAAGUUUUGGUCUUGCUUGUGUACGGGUACUUGCUCGUGUCAUUUAUUGAACAGACGUCAACCUGCUGUCCACACGUAUCUCCUAUGUGUGACUGCCAUCUACUGGUCACACUUGUCAUCACACCAUGUACCAAAUAAAAUUGCUUCGAGGUCGGUAAGCACAACCAGAAUAUUUAGGGCGCCAUGUUAUGAGGUGCACUGUCGAUUUAUGAGAAAAUGAAAUUAUUUUUAAGUGUGCGAAAAAAACGGUACUUAAAUUCUGACAGAAAAAAAUAUAUAAUGCAUGCAAAUUCAGUUCUUAACUCAAUAUUAUUUGAUACAACAAGCAAUUUCAAGCUUUAUUUUUUUUGUCAUUGAAAAACCAUUUUCAAAUUAAAUUCUACACUAGCUAAACUAACAUAUCUGCUCACUUUCCUCUCCAAUUCCAAAGCAAGUCUUCCAUCAGUUUGUUGGUACAUGAUAAUAAUAAUAAUAAUAAUGAAAUCAAAGGGCAAUUUUGUAAGAAAAAAUCAGCCCCUCCAGGAUUUUGCACGCUCUUUUGUGAACGGUAUGACAUAAAAUGCCAUAUUUGGCUGCAGUUCUAAAAAGUGCAGGGAUUAGGCUAAAAUUACAUUUUUUUUUUCUGUCAGAAUUUAAGUACCGUAUUUUUCAGACUAUAAGGCACACUUAAAAAUAAUAUAAUUUUCUCAAAAAUGAGGUGCACUGUCGAUUUUUGAGAAAAAUUUAAUUAUUUGUAAGUGUGCCUUAUAGUCCGAAAAAUACGGUACUUAAAUUCUGACAGAAAAAAAAAUGCAAUGCAUGCAAAUGCAGUUCUUAACGCAAUAUUAUUUGAUACAACAAGCAAUUUCAAGCUUUAUUUUUUUUGUCAUUGAAAAACCAUUUUCAAAUUAAAUUCUAACUAGCUAAACUAAAAUAUCUGCUCACUUUCCUCUCCAAUUCCAAAGCAAGUCUUCCAUCAGUUUGUUGGUACAUGAUAAUAAUAAUAAUGAAAUCAAAGGGCAAUUUUGUAAGAAAAAAAUCAGCCCCUCCAGGAUUUUGCGUGCUUCUUUGUGAACGGUGUGACCUAAAAUGCCAUAUUUUGCUGCAGUUCUAAAAAGUGCAGGGAUUAGGCUAAAAUUAAAUUGUUUUUUUCUGUCAGAAUUUAAGUACCGUAUUUUUCGGACUAUAAGGCACACUUAAAAAUUGUUUCAUUUUCUCAAAAAUGAGGUGUACUGUCGAUUUUUGAGAAAAAUAAAAUUAUUUUUAAGUGUGCCUAAUAGUCCGAAAAAUACGGUACUUAAAUUCUGACAGAAAAAAAAAUGUAAUGCAUGCAAAUGCAGUUCUUAACGCAAUUUUAUUUGAUACAACAAGCAAUUUCAAGCUUUAUUUUUUUGUCAUUGAAACCCUUUUCAAAUUAAAUUCUACACUAGCUAAACUAAAAUAUCUGCUCACUAUCCUUUCUAAUUCCAAAGAAAGUCUUCCAUCAGUUUGUUGGUACAUGAUAAUAAUAAUAAUGAAAUCAAAGGGCAAUUUUGUAAGAAAAAAUCAGCCCCUCCAGGAUUUUGCGCGCUUCUUUGUGAACGGUUUGACCUAAAAUGCCAUAUUUGGCUGCAGUUCUAAAAAGUGCAGGGAUUAGGCUAAAAUGCGAGGCCUAGCAAUAAUUUGCUGGGAUUGUUUGAAUUGUCGUGAAUUGUCGCAAUCACAAUAUUGCAUAAUCCUGGAGGGACUGGCUGAUAUGAAGCGGCCCUCUGAAUGCUUACGUGACUGCGAUGUGGCCCACGAUGAAAAUAAAAUGAAAUGAAUUUGACACCCCCGAGGAGGUUAAAAUGUCAAAAUGCCAAUAUGCUUAUAAUGAUCUAACUUCCUCUAUACACGACACGCUAGUGUUUUUAUUAUAUUGCAUUUAGGGAUGUUCCGAUCAGGGAUUCAAGCUGCCGAUUCCGAUUAUCCAUGCAUUAGAUCGACCGAUACCGAUCAGAUGUAUUAACUGUCAUUUUUCCAAUUUAGUCAUGGUAAGUGCUACUGAUAGUCUACCAACAUCGGCACAAUAUUCAAACGAGUUCCAUUAUAUAAAGGGCGGCGUGGCUCAGAUGGUAGAGCGGCCGUCCAGCACCUUGAGGGUUCCUGGUUCACGGCUUCCGUCUUGUCUCCCAUUGUCUGAAUGCGAAUGAACGUCAGUCUCCUCCAGGGCAGCCGUGGCUACAAAUGUAGCUUACCACCAUCAAUGUGUGAAUGAACGAUGGGUUCUCAGUUCUUACUGUAAAGCGCUUUGUUUAGAAAAGCUCUGUAUAAAUCCAUUAUUAUUAUUCCCUUUUACUACAUACAAUUGUUUGAGCAAAACAAAGUCAUUAGUACACAACGACUAAACCUACCGUACUAGCUACUAAUCACUUAAAUCGAUUAUGUCCUUCAAGUCCUUACUUACUUACAUUUGUAAACAUUAACAAAAUCAAUUAAAAAACAUUAUUUUGAGCAAAUAAAAUAAAUAUCGAUGAUAUACUUAUAUUACCCUUGGUGUCGACACCACCAAUUUAUGAUCAAUCCGCUCUCCUCUUAUAUGUACUGACUGUAACAAUACUGACACACCAUCAGUUUUUGUAUUAUCCUCUCUCUAGACUCGUAUUAAUCUACUUAUUUCCUGUUAAUAAUUGUUUACUUUCUGCUGCAACGUGGUUCCAUCUACACUUCUUAAACUCUCCUGAGUGCUCAUUUCUUCUGUUGUUUCUAAGCAGUUAGCUUAGCUAUUAGCAUGUCUGCUCCUGGCUUGCUCACGGUGUGUACCUAAGAUAUGAAGAAAAUCAGUUUAUUUGCCGGAUUGGCGGUGGUUAUCAGUAACUUAGGGGAGCGGUCCACACUGUGGAUGGAGAUACAUAAUUAGUUGCUCGCGACUAAUUAAAAUAAAUACAAUUUUAUCCAGAGGGGAUUGGUGUUUGUGAUCAGCAUUGAAAGGCAUCAAUGGCAAUCACGUACUUUCUCGGACGAUUGAUCGGCACAUCACUGUUUUGAUUUGCUUUUGCUGAAUUUUUGGAUUGAACUCGGUGGCCUGUUAUGGGAGAGUUAGGGUUUGUCUCAAGAAAUAUUGGUUUUAGGUCAGAGUGACCCCGAUGACAUUCCUGGAACAGAUUUGAACCACCCUGUGGCCUGUUGAAUAGCCCUGGUUUAGACUAAAAGUGUUGUAUAGUUGUCUUGCAGAGUAAAAACACUGCUGCAGUCCCUUAUCAUGAUGUACUUGUAGGGCCAGCACACCCCGACCCAUCCCUUUUUAUCACACACACGCACACACACACACACACACACCCUCAGUGGCGGGUGAAUACAAUAACGCAAGGGACCGGCGGGAGGCUGCAGAACCUGAAAUGAGGCGCUGCAUGCGGGUUUUGUACAGCGUGUGUGUGUGUGCGUGUGUGUGUUCGUGUGUGUGUGUGUGUGUGUGUGUGUGUGUGUGUGUGUGUGUGUGUGUGUGUGUGUGUGUGUGUGUGUGUGUGUGUGUGUGUGUUCUUGUAUUUCCACCCUUCUUGAGACAUCAACAAGGAAAAGUGCCUUCCAUAUGAGGACCGGUGAACAAGUUUGGACAUAAAUCAUGGUCCCAAUACGGAAAACCAUUGCAUCUAAUAGAGAGCCAAAUACUAGAUUCUGUGAACAUUGCUCCAAAGUCAGGAUUUUUUUUGUUGAUUUAAUGUGCAUACAAAAGUAAACGUUGACAGGUGCAAAGGCAGCAAUAUGUGACAAAACAAGACGGCAGCUAAAGAAGGACUUCCCUAUUCAUCCCCGAAAAAACCCACCAGGUGAACAGCUGAUUUUACGACUUCCGGUGCUGACGUAAGACAACCCGCGUCCCGUAUGUGACCGUAGGAUGAACAAAUACAGUACAGUACUAAGACUAUAGUGGCCAUUAACAGUUAACUUUUACAGCUGGGUUGCCCAAAGUGCGGCACAGGGGCCAUCUGUGGUCCGUGACUCAUUUGUCAUCGGCCUUAAGCACAUUACAAAAAACUAAAAUAUAGAGAUCUCAUUUGCACCCCUGGUGGUGAAAUCUAUCAAAAUUAGGGUGGUCCCAAAAAGGAGGGAUUUUUCAAAUUGACAGUCUGUCGGUUUUAAAAGUGCUCCCCCUCUGGUCAACAAAUUAAAUAACAAGUGUGUAUAAAAAAUUUAAGUGCUCCCCCGCUGACCAACAUAUGAAAUAACAAGUGUGUGUAAAAAAUUGAAA